GAGCUACGGAGCCGCUGCUCCAACGGCUAUCCACGCGAUGUGUUAAAAAAAUCACGCGAUAGUGGCCACUUAUUUAUCAGAAUUCCCGAAAGAUGGCGGCAGCGCCUCCUGAUGAGGCUAGCCUGCAGUCUCGCAUCAACAAGGCCACCAACCCAUUGAAUAAGGAGACUGACUGGGACAAUAUCAAGGGAUUUUGUGAUCAGCUCAGCAAUGAACCAGAAGGUCCCCAGCUUGCAACCAGACUUCUGGCCCACAAAAUCCAGUCUCCUCAGGAGUGGGAGGCUAUGCAAGCGCUUAUGGUUCUUGAGACGUGCAUGAAGAACUGUGGAAAGCGAUUUCACAGUGAAGUGGGAAAGUUUCGCUUUCUCAAUGAGCUCAUCAAGGUGGUCUCACCCAAGUAUUUGGGUGCCCGGGCUCCAGAGCCAGUGAAGAAGAAGGUGUUAGAAAUGGUGUACAGCUGGACGGUGAGGCUGCCUGAUGAGACCAAGAUAGCAGACGCCUAUCAGAUGCUGAAGAAACAGGGAAUUGUCAAGCUGGAUCCUGCGCUUCCUGAUGACAAGCCCCUCCCACCCCCUCCGCCUAGAGUCACAAGUGCUGUCUUUGAGGAUGAGGAGAAAUCCAAGAUGCUGUCUCGCUUAUUGAACAGCACUCACCCAGAGGAUCUACGAGCAGCAAACAAGCUCAUUAAGGAAAUGGUCCAGGAGGACCAAAAGCGUGUGGAGAAGGUUUCAAAGAGAGUAAACGCCAUCCAGGAGGUGAAAGAGAGUGUCAGCCUGCUGAGCCAGCUGCUGGAGGGCUACAGCCAGGAGAGCAGCUCCCAGAGCAACCAGGAGCUCAUUAAGGAUCUUUACCAACGCUGUGAAAAGAUGAGGCCUACACUAUUCCGAUUAGCAAGUGAUACAGAGGAUAGUGAUGAAGCUUUAGCGGAUAUCUUACAGGCCAAUGACAGCCUGACACAGGUCAUCAACCUGUACAGACAGCUGGUAAAGGGGGAGGAUGUGACAAAGGAUGGUAUAACCAUGCCCUCACAACCAGGCAGCAGUAGCUCAGCACUCGUUGACCUGAUGGGACUUAACGCAUCAGCCAACCCAGAGCCCUCCAGCUUACAGCCCCUGACUCAAAACAUGGGCAUCAGCCUCUUGGACGAUGAACUCAUGUCACUGGGACUGAAUGUAACGGAAAACUGCGACUCUCAGAACACUUUUCAGGUGCAAGUUUGUUCUGAUGGCACAGAAUCAUCUGCUACUUCCGCCCCUGCUGCCGUGUUGCUACCAGCUGUGGUCCAAACACUGCAGGCUCCACCAGUAGGGGGCCCCACUGCUCCUCCUAAAUCCAUGGAAGAGUUGGACAUGUUGGGGAAGACAUUGUUACAGCAGUCCCUACCUCCAGAGAGCCAGCAGGUCAAAUGGGAUAAGGUCCAGCCUCAUUCCAGAGUCACUUUACGAGAUCUGCAGAAGUCCAGCACCAACUCUAGACCUUCCCCUAACGCAACCACCACCUCCGCUAGUCCUGCACCUGCUCCUGCUCCGGGACCCACGUCCAGCCUGGCCAUCCAUCCAGAGCAGCCUGACACACUCCUCUUCUCCAAUCUUAGUCUCACAGCUGCUGAGAAAGGCUCAUUAGCUGCUGCUGACCCCUACAACAACAUCUCUCUAGCUGACGUUACCAUGCCUCUGGAAGCAAUCAAACCUAGCAGCUUAUUACCAGUGACUGUAUUCGACAAACACAGUCUCCGGGUUUUGUUCACCUUUGCCCGUGACUGUCCUCCAUCACGGCCUGAUGUGCUGGUGGUGAUCAUCUCCAUGCUGUCCUCUGCCCCCAUUCCUGUUACCAACAUCCGCUUUCAGGCAGCUGUACCAAAGGUGAUGAAAGUAAAGCUGCAGCCUCCCUCUAGCACUGAGCUCCCAGCCUUCAAUCCCAUCCUGCCUCCAGCCGCCGUCACACAGAUCCUGCUGUUGGCUAACCCUCACAAGGAAAAAGUACGUUUGCGGUACAAGCUGACAUUCAACCUGGGGGACACAUCUCAUGAUGAAUCUGGUGAUGUGGACCAGUUCCCGCCUCCAAACACCUGGGGCAGCCUUUACUGAGAAUGACCAACCUCCUGUCAUCUGCUGCUUCCUUUUAGAUUUAGGGUGAAGUUGUCCCUCAUUGCUGGCUUGAGGCAAGACUGCCUCUUCACACUUCACUGGUUUCAAACUCCAGUUUGGUAAUACAAACUGACACGAGACCAGUUGUGGGAGCCAGCUUCUACCUUGUGCCUUCCUUUGCAGCCUUCCUGUCCUUAUUUGAUCAUCUCUGUGUUCCUGUGUUUUGCAGCUACUUUUUCUUCUUCCAACAAUCAGUCCAACGCAAACUAUAAAGCAAACUGUCAAACAUUGAUUCAAUGCAGUGACUUUUGGGGAAACAAGUUGAGCCUUUUUAAAAACCGAAUGUGUGCAUUUGUCUUGAUUUACGUACUGUUUAACAAUCCUCCCGGAUGUCCCAUGUCAUGAAUUUCAAGUAACAGCUGGUGUUGUGCAUUAUUUCUGUUUUUUGCAAAACCCCAAUGCUCAACCUAAAGCAAGUGUCUGAAUGUGAGACAUUUUUGCUCACGCUCACCAAACUUAGGAAUGCAUCAGAGUAUUGUCACAGUUUGUGCGUCCAGUGUUUAUUCUGAGUGUUCAGAGUAGGGUUGCAACAAAUCAUUAUUUUAUUUCAGUCCAUUAAUAAUGUUUAAGUCAGUUAAAUGCUUAAAGUGUUAUCUUUAAUGUGUUUACAGUAUGGCCAACAGCCAAAACACCCAAUGUAUUCAACCUGGAAAAGUUGAUAUUUCUACCUGAUAAAUAACAUAAUUAUCAGAAUUGGAAUUCAUUUCCUAUCAAAUGAUGGAUUGGCUAAUUGUUUCAGCCCUACUUCAAGGAAGAGCAGCAGCAGUGGGUUUAAUAGGCAGUCACUCUGGUACAUAGUUUUUAAAAAUUGUCUUGGUUAUAAUAUUUGUGUCAUGCUUUGGAAAAUCGUUGUGUGUGUGUGUGUGUGUGUGUGCGCGCGUGUGUGUGUGUGUGCGCGUGUGUGUGUGUGUGCGCGUGUGUGUGUGUGUGCGCGCGUGUGUGUGUGCGCGCGUGUGUGUGUGCGCGUGUGUGUGCGCGUGCGCGCGCCGUGACAACGGGCCUUUUCCACAGCAGAAUUGUCUUAGUAGGAAAAGCACAGGUGUUACUAACGACAUUAAUGAUGGCUGUUAUAUUCAAGUGUCCCAGUAAGCCAUGACAGUGAACCAGCAUGAACAACACAAGGACCCUGAAACUGAAGCUGCUAAAUGGAAUUCAACCACCACUGAUUUCAUUAUUUACACCUGUACUUUGCCUACUGUGACAUGUCAAAAUGUCUUCUAUGAAAGAGGGCUAUCAAGGAAGGUACUAAAUCUCUGCCCCUGUUAAAACUCUGAAAUUUAGCUUUUAAUUUCUGCACUUUUCUUUGUUUUCAAAAGAUUGGGACACUUAUGUUUCACUCAGGAUUUUGAUUUGAAGAUUUAUUUUACACAUGAUCUUUAAUGCACUUAUUUUGUUGAAAUUUUGCACAUGAAACCAUUCCCUAUUACAGUACGUUGUACUGUAAAAUAGAAAAGAUGGGCAAAUGAGAAUCGUUUCUCAUUUGCUGCCUUUCUGCUGUUGAUUGACCCAAAGAGGGACAUGUGAAGUCCUGAGAUGACAUUGCUGACAUCCGGUUUGAUUCUACCACAUGUGCCUGAGAUGAAACGUUUGCUUUUCAUUUGCUUUGUACAUAUAUGUAUACAAAUGACUAGUUUGAUCUUUGUUUUCAUAUGUUCAUGUCCUUAUCAGAAAAGAUAAAUCACAAAUGGUUUUACAGAAUCAUCCUAAUAUAGCCAUGGUCUUUGAGUUGAUUGGAGCACAGGUCUAUGAUCACUUCUUGGGGUCAUAAACACUAAAAUAAAAUGAGAUUGGAGGCAGACUGAUUCCACAUGAGAAAUACGAUUUUGAAGUGCAUGUGAAACUCCAAAUGUGUGUAACUGCAAUAGGGAUAGAGCUGGAGAUACAGUUUAUAAUAUCAUGAGGAAUCAAUUUAAGAAUAAUAUUGAUUCAGGUAUACACUUACUUGAAAGUGUUAAAUUGCAUAUGGUGGAUCAACCCACAUCGCUGAACAGCCAACACACAGUGCCAUUAAUCAUUCUGAUGGGCUGUUUUGUAAUACUAUAAGCCAGCUAUUUCAUUCCCAUAGAGAUUUGAGCUUUUAUUUGUUUACAGAUACAUUUACACUAACUUAUCAAGGACUGGAAAGAAGAGAGCAAUAAUGAGACAAAAAUGUAGCCUCAGUAACGACCUUUCAGUCCUUCAUGGCUCAAGCAGAUUGUAAAUAAUGAACAUUUGCGCUCCCAGCAUGAUUUAUUGUGAACAUAUGGGGAGCUGUAACAGGUUUGACUACAUCGGCAGAUUUAUCUCCACACAUACGUAUAUUUGCCUUUUGUUAUUGCCACAAGAAUUACAAGUUUAUUGCAGCCUCCAUCUUCCCCACAGUAUCAUCCUCUUUAGGAUGUACAGUGGCACAUUGUUCGACCGGAGUAGCAUUAAUCAGUAGAUGAGUCCAGUCUGGCAUCUUCUUGAAGACGUGGGGAUGAUGAUGACAGAGAAUUUAUUUCUUCUUGACAGAGGGUCUUGGCUUAAGGUAUUAACUCAACAAGUCAUCUGUGAUUUGUCAUCCCUGUCUGCACUAAUGGAAACUGACUUAUCGUAUCAGCUAUCCCAUGACCAGGAAAAAUAUAAUUGCCUGAAACAUGAGACAGGCGAUUCAUGUCUUGUAUCCAUGCUAUUUCAUGUCUGGGUCUAGUAUUCAUUGAGGUGCAUUUAGAGGUACGCUACAAAGUUGUAAGUUAAUGACUGAGUUUACAAAACCUAUUACAGAUACAAAUCCCUGGUAACCUCAGUCUUUUACUUAAAUAACUUCUAUGUUUCAGUUUGCAGUACACUGCAGGAAGUCGUGAUCAGCCACUGUGCGUGCAUGCAAUGCUGUCACCCUCGUCCAGCUUUGAAAUACAUGAAUCAGACAUGGCCUCCCACAUUAACUAGGACUGGUAAGAAGAAAACAAACAACGUAGGGAACUAAAAACAUGCAACUUACGACCCAAAGUGUGUCGAUCAACUAAACUGGAUCCAGAUUUUUAAGAUUGAUACACAACAAAAAGUACAGAAAAACUAAGUGUUAUAAAUGUAUUUCUGAGGGAGGGAAAACUUCUUUUCCAUUUCUGCUCACAAUGUAAAUAAAAGCUUCAUGCCAUGAUGUUUAUUUACCAAUAAAAGCAACAUACAUGUAAAUACUGCUGGGUACAAAUUGAUAAUGUACUACAAAUGUGUAUUUAAGGCAAAUAAAGUCAUUUGUACAGGGAA
Molecule: messenger RNA, 5375 nt
Organism: Siniperca chuatsi (mandarin fish)
Lineage: Eukaryota; Metazoa; Chordata; Actinopteri; Centrarchiformes; Sinipercidae
Product: ADP-ribosylation factor-binding protein GGA1-like
Exons: 17
Coding region: 93-2087 (664 amino acids)
Biological process (GO): vesicle-mediated transport; intracellular protein transport
Cellular component (GO): trans-Golgi network
Molecular function (GO): phosphatidylinositol binding; small GTPase binding; ubiquitin binding
Source: RefSeq, a predicted model, not a curated record